Molecule: messenger RNA, 2704 nt
Organism: Schistosoma haematobium
Lineage: Eukaryota; Metazoa; Platyhelminthes; Trematoda; Strigeidida; Schistosomatidae
Exons: 2
Coding region: 190-1050 (286 amino acids)
Biological process (GO): regulation of transcription by RNA polymerase II
Cellular component (GO): nucleus
Source: RefSeq, a predicted model, not a curated record
AUCAAAUGUCAAAAUAAACAACAAGGAUACCGAAGAAGUAGAAUCCUUCCACUAUCUCGGAUCUACCAUAAAUAACAAAGGUACUCCGGAUAGUGCUAUCACCUAUAAUAUAGAAAAAGCAAAAAUGCAAUAAUUAAAAUUAAACCAAUACUUAAAUCUAAAGAACUCAACCUUGAUACCAAAGCCAAGAUGGUGAAUUCCUCAAUAAUCCCCAUUCUUACAUAUGGUCUAGAAUCAAUAGUACUAAGAAAGCAAGAUUGGUCUAGACUAGAAGCGGUGUUAAAUACAGUAAGACGGAUAAUUCUAAAUAUAAAUGAUAGAAAACAAUAUACCGUUGAGCAACUUAAACUUAAAAUAAACUUACCAAACCUAGCCAGUAAAAUCAUGCAAAACAGACUAAACUUGUGGUAUGUAGCGCAUAAAAGAUCAAAUAACCUAAUGGUGAGGUCUUUAUAUAGUAACUUUGAAAAUCAGUGCAACAAUAGGAAGGCCCAUACUAAAAACUGGCUAAGACAACUAUUUCAAGACAUUAAAGAAAUGGGUGAGCGCCUUCCUAAUAACUGGAUAAACCAACCCAACAAGGUUAAAAUAAACGCAUAUCAAGAUCACUUUCCAAAAAUAACAGGGAAACGACAGCUGAACCAUGUAUGCCAAAAUGCAAACUGUAACAGAAAAUUUGCUACAAUUAAAGAAAUGAACAAACACAUUAGAAAUGAUCACCAAAAUAAAACUAAUAGUGAGUCCCAAUAUAGCUGUCCCUUAACUGACUGUAAUAAAACGUAUAAGACGUUGGGUUGGUUAAAUAGACACAUGCAGUCAUGCCACCCACAAUAUAAUCUAACUAAAGCCGAACCCAAAACCAAAGUUAAUAAAAUAAACUCCAAUAACGAACAAAAUAAAUGCCCAUACCCAGGCUGCAACAAAACUUUACCAACUAAAAAAGGUAUAAUAAAUCACUGCUAUGUAGUACAUAGGUGGUCAGCAAUCACCGGACAGGAAGUAAAACCAAAGACAAAAAAUAAUGCAAAAACAGCUAUGGCGCCCCGGUAGUUGUGCCGUGCUUCGAUGUAGCCUCUUCUCCAGAAGGGCCUAAUAGGCUUCACCAACUAGUUUGGCUGGAAGAAGCACCACAGGGAUGGGAGGCAAAAUCCGACUCACACGUCCUCGUCGUGCCUCCUGGAUCAUGGGACUGAUUCCAUGAACUAACGUGAGCGGUAACCCGGGUGGUGGAGAUCGGGCUAAUCACCCUCUCUACCUAUACCUACCCCUGAUUACGAAAGCUACAAAGAAUCAUUGCACAAUUAUACCUGGAAUGAAAAAAGAAAAAAAAUGCCCAAAAUUACCAAAAACUUAAAAUUGGUUUAUGGAAUGUCCGGGGUUGUUCACAAGAGAGCAAACUCCAAGAGAUAGCAGAGCAAAUAGCUGAACGCAAGUACCACAUAGCAGUGAUCACGGAAACUAGAAUGACCUCUAAAAUUAUUGAUAUGGAUAACAACGGAUUAAGCUUUUAUAACUCUAACCCAGACAUUAAUGACUACCGAAAUACUGGUGUUGGUUUUCUGGUAAAUGACCAAUCUAUGAUAACUACCACCGAUUUUGAAGAGGUAGAUGGCAGAAUAGCUAUCAUUAAAAUACACAGUAAGGCUACCAAGCAGACUAUUAACCUUAUCGGUUGCUACGCCCCAACCGAAUCUUCUAAUGAUCACCCUCUCUACCUAUACCCAACCCUUAUUACGAACUCCACAGAUAAACGCAGCACAACUACAUUUGGAAGGGAAAAAGACAAAAAAUCUUCUCGAAAGUGUUGCAUGUAUCAUACGGAGUUGCUCAUCAUUUGGCAAACUCCAAAAGUUUGCAGAAAGAACCAUAAUAGUCCGGGUAGUUGUGUGGUGAUUCAACGUAACCCACAAAGAUACAUGGCACGAUUACGUUUGAAAUGGAAAGUGACAAAAUUCUUGAAAGUGGUGCAUGUAUCAUCUGAAGUUGUUCAUCACUGGGCUAACUCCAAAGGAUUGCAGAAACAACUAUUCUAGCCCCGGUAGUUGUGCCGUGCUUUGAUGUGGCCUGUUCCUCCCCAGAAGGGCCAAUCGGCUUCACCAACUUGUUUGGCUGGAAGGGGCACCACAGGGAUAACUGGCUUGUGGCGGCCAAGCUUUCAUAGCGACGUCGCUUUUUGAUCCUUCGAUAAUGAACGAGGGGAAAAUAUAUAUAUAUCCAUGAAAAAACACGAAAAUAAUCACAAUGUUCAAAAAAAAAUUAAAAAUAAGCAAUGAUAUAUAAAAAAUCCCAAAAUGGAACAGACUCACAGUUGCAAUUAGGUGUACCAGAUCACGUCGGGCUCACCAAUGAUGAUGUCACAGGUAUUCAGUGUUUGACAACGCUUCUACCAGUAACACCUAAUAUAUUUCGUUCCCACCAAGAGAAAUCAAAAGACAGAGUCGAGGAGAUCGGAAGAGUAUAUUUGGCGAUGACCAAUAUAUCGGAAUUCUCUGAUCUAAUCUGGCUAGCGAUUGCGGUUGAUGUUGAGCACGGCGUUACCACACGUGAUCUGGUGCGGAUGCCUGACCGAGCGCCUUCAGCUAUAUGAGUCCACUAAAACAUAUGGUCAGCAUCCAAUGUCGAAAACUUACAGAGCUAUUUAUUUUAGGGAUUUAUUUACCGCUACAGAUCACUCCCCCUCUAGUGGGGCAGUGACGACCCUAAG